UGUACAUCGGGUACAGAUGUUUCUGGGCGCUAUGGCACGUGACCUGGACGAUCCUUAGCGGAGUUCUGGUCUACCCAUGGUACUCUAAGGAGGCCAAUAGGGUCACGUGGUUCAUCUAUCUUACCAAUUGGUCUUACCUCUUGCUGACUCUCACCUCAUUGGUCCAGGUGCCAUGUUGUAUUUAUUACAUGACCAAAAUCGAAGGAAUGUCUGAACGCUGCCAGCUCCACGUGGGUGCACUAAGGAGACCAGUAGGGUUACUAUGGUGUCUCUACAACAUUUCAACAUCAGUAGCGAUACUUGUCACCCUUGGCUACUGGCUUCUCAUAUAUUCAGGUGGGAUUGUUUAUCCAGUAGACGCUGCAACUCAUGCGGUCAACAGUGUCUAUGUAAUAAUUGACUUACUAUUCACCGCCAUCCCCGUGCGACUUCUCCACUUCAUCUAUCCGCUCAUUUACGUCAUAAUCUACGCACUAUUCAGCGCCAUCUAUCAAGCUGCGGGUGGCACCAACGCUUAUGAUUUAGAGUACAUCUACAGUGUAUUGGACUGGCGGAAUCCAGGGAGAGCAAUCCUAGUUGUUUUCAUCCUAGGAAUAAUUGUCCUACCUCUACUGCACACUGGGGUCUUCGGUUUGUACAAACUUCGUGUUUUCACAUUUAACAAAUAUUUUCCUGGGAAUAAUGAUGAUAUAGAUGGCGCUGAAAAAUACAGCGUAAAUCAGCAACAGCUAGACCAAAACAAUAAGAGCGGUACAAAUGAAAUGAGUAACCCUGUAUAUCUCAUUUCCUUGACAGAGACAGGAACCGGUGAUAAACCUACGACUAUUUCAGCGUAAUACUGAAUUACCUCACAGACUUCAUCAUUCAACCCUUUUUUGUAAUCAACAAUUGAAGUAUUAUAGAAUUAUUCAGAUGGGAAACGCUGAGAUUACUAGACAAUUAUAUAAUAGUACAGUGCAGUUAUUGUGUAAUUGGAAGUAGUUGUUUUCACUAAGAUCGCUUAUACUGCUGUUAUAUUUCAUAAACGCGUAUGGCAUGCCAAUGAAGAAUUGAACUAUAACACUUCCGUUUUGAGUUCAUGAUUAAAGAUGAAGUGUUCAUAUUUGACAUUGUACAGUCCCA
Messenger RNA from Owenia fusiformis, 1122 nucleotides. The record is from the annotation of a GenBank genome assembly. NCBI's taxonomy places the organism in Eukaryota, Metazoa, Annelida, Polychaeta, Sabellida, Oweniidae.